Messenger RNA from Dacryopinax primogenitus, 1308 nucleotides. Its product is annotated as aldolase. NCBI's taxonomy places the organism in Eukaryota, Fungi, Basidiomycota, Dacrymycetes, Dacrymycetales, Dacrymycetaceae. The coding region runs from base 61 to 1272 and encodes 403 amino acids. Gene Ontology annotation, molecular function: fructose-bisphosphate aldolase activity. Gene Ontology annotation, cellular component: cytosol. The transcript has 2 exons. Gene Ontology annotation, biological process: glycolytic process; fructose 1,6-bisphosphate metabolic process. The record is from RefSeq and is a predicted model, not a curated record.
AUCUUCAUCUCUUCACUGUCAACAACCACCUCGACAACGGCGACGACGACAAUAACGACGAUGACUGCAGUGCCUACUCCAGGAUACGGCUUCACCGCCGUCCCGCUCGACUUGGCAGCGCCUUCCCACGACCUCUUCCCUCAUCAUUCUCCCUCCACUGCACACCAGCUCAUCGCUACCGCCCAUGCGCUGGUUCACCCCCGUGGAAGGGGCAUCUACGCGACCGACGAGACGCCGGAUGGCAUCCACGCCCGUCUCGCUGCUUCUGCCGCUCCAGGGCAGCUCAAGACCUUCACCGACGAGGAGCAGACAGCGCGUCGCAAGGCCUGGCGCGAGACGCUCUACUCUUCUCUCAACCCGCAGCAUAUCAGCGGUGUCAUCCUCUACGCCGAGACGCUCCUGCAGUUCCAGCUCGCCCCCGUCCUCAUCCAGCGCGGUAUCAUCCCCGGCGUGCGUGCAGAUACUGACGGCUACCCCCUCCCCGGCUCCCCGCACGGUUCGGGCGAAGUAGGCACUCAGGGCCUGGACGACCUGUACGACCGCUGCGUCGCCUGGCGCGAGGCAGGUGCUCGAUUCACCAAAUGGCGUGCGCCUUUCCUCGUCAACGAGGCCGGUACGCUCCCCAGCCCGGCAGCUAUCGAGGCUCAGGCUGGCGCGCUUGCUCGUUUUGCCUCUAUCUCCCAGUCCGCAGGCCUGGUGCCCAUCGUUGAGCCCGAUCUCGACUUCUCGGGCGAUGCAUCUAUCCAGACGUCCGUCGACGCUCAUGUCAAGGUCAUCAGCGCGAUCUACGCCAAGCUGGCUAUCUACGGCGUCCUCCUUGAGGGAACGCUCCUCAAGCCCUCCUUCCCCCAGCCUGGCGCUAAGUUCGCCGGCCCCAAGCCCACCCCUGCAACCAUCGCAGCAGCCACCGUGACCGUCCUGGCGCGCACCGUCCCCCCGGCCGUGGGUGGCAUCGUCUUCCUCUCCGGUGGUCUCUCGGACAGCGACAGCACGCUCUACCUCGACGCAGUCAACAAGAUCGUCUCUGCUGGCCCGGCUAAGGAGCCCGUCGCAGCUACCGCUGCCGAGGCUCUGGCGAACAGCAAGGACGUCGAGGCCGCUGUCUUGCGGACGAUGGCGAGCCGUCUCCCUCCCCUGACGUUCAGCUUCGGUAGAGGGCUGCAAGGGGACGCGAUGAUUAAGUGGGUUGCGGGGGAUAAGGAGGGCGCACAGCAGGCGUUUGCGAAGCGGGCCGAGGAGUGCUCGAAGGCUGCUACGGGCACGCUGCAUUAGACUGCCCCGAGGGCGGAGAGAUAAAUAAUAGAACGC